GGAAUAAGUGAGUAAGUUACUUUCUGUGCCGAGUGCUGAGUGUCGAGUGCCGAGUGCCCGACCAAAUACAUUCAGUGUUUGUGAGGUAUAUGUAAUAGUAUAAGUGACCACUCCUUCUAAUCAUGAAAUUUUGUCAAACACAUGAUAAAUUUAAUAUUUAAAAAGAAGGUUUUUGAAAUUUUGUGUAGAUGUGUGUCAGUGACGAUUGGAUUUGAUUAGAAAAAAUUAUUCAUCCAAGAAAAUGUGGAUCUGGAUUUUGAUAUUAACCUUCGCUUACGGGAAUAGUCAGUUCUCGCAAGAAUCGACUGAAUCGACGCGCUCUCCUUGGAAUCGAUUCGAUGAUAGAGAUCAGACUGGAUUUGGAUUACGAGGUUCUGGAAAUCCAACUGACAAUAUUAUAAUAAAAGAGGCUACUUACUUUGUGGUCGCAUCUCGAAUGGUUAGACCAGGUCAGAUUUACCGUGUAGAUGUAAAUGUCUUAUAUAGCCCAAUCCCAAUCAUAGUACGUUCAUCCAUUCAAAGAAAUGGAGUGGAGAUAGCUGCAGAUUUUCAAGAAGUAAAGGAAGGCAUACCAGAAACUCUAAUGAUGGGAUUGCCAUCUACGUCUGUUAAUGGAGAAUAUAGAUUGAGAGUAGAAGGAACAUAUAAUAGUCUAACUGGUGGCCAAGCAUUUUUAAAUGAGACCAAACUUACAUUUUCACAAAGAUCAAUGACUAUAUUUAUUCAAUUGGACAAACCUGUAUAUAUGCAAGGAGAAACUGUGCGAUUUAGAACUAUACCCAUAGAUACUGAACUCAAAGCAUUUAAUAAUCCUAUAGAUGUGUACAUGUUAGAUCCAUAUAGGAGAGUAAUGAGGAGAUGGUUAAGCAGACAGAGCAAUUUAGGAACAGUAUCUUUAUCAUACCAGCUUUCUGAUCAACCAGUUUUUGGAGAAUGGAUUAUACAAGUGAUAGCACAAAGCCAGGUAGAAGAGAAAACUUUCCUAGUUGAGGAAUACUAUCAAACACGCUUCGAAGUUAACGUAACAAUGCCUGCAUUCUUUUUUGAUAAUGAUCAAUAUAUAAAUGGUAUAGUCCAAGCAAAUUAUACUAGUGGUGCACCAGUGAGGGGAAACUUAACUCUAAAAGCACGCAUUAGAUCGUUAGAUAGAGCAUAUACAGAAUCUGAUUCUGAAUCUGGAGAAAGAUAUUUUUAUUUUGAUGAGUAUUAUCCUGCGUGGUUGAAAGUUUCAAAUUAUUUGAAUAAUAAAGUUCCUGUAUUGAGAUUUUUUAAUGGAACUUAUCACUUCCGAUAUCCAAUGUCAGAAUUACUAAGUUUUGUACCUACUGCGAGCGGAGUAGAGAUUACUGUGACUGCAACGGUCGGCGAAAGAUUUUUAGACGAAGUAAUUACAGGUUACUCCACAGCCCGAAUAUAUAACUCUACCUCAAAGGUUCGAUUUUUGGGCGGAUCACCGCAAGUUUUUAAGCCAGCAAUGCCAUUUACCUUGAAUUUAGUGGCGUCGUUUCAUGAUAAUUCAAUAUUGAGACCAACGCAAUUAAAAGGGGCUGUAAUGGAAAUUCGCGCGGAUAUCGAAAUGAGAACAGGUGGUCAUAGAACACUAGAAACUCAAUAUCUAAAACAUUCGGCAGACAAUGAAGGUGUUUGGUCUACCAGAAUCGAUUUAAGAAAACAACUUGGACUUGAUCAUAAUUCGAAUCAAGCACAGCAAAUUCUCAAUGAUAUUUCUUCUAUGAAAGUGUUUGCUUACCUUACCGACGGAGAAGGCUACAAAACGCAAACUGAAUUAUUGUUAUUGGCUCACGAAUCGCCGAAUCAACAGCACAUAAAAAUCUCAACGUCCACAGAAAAACCUAAAGUUGGAGAAUACAUGAUAUUCCAUGUUCAAACUAAUUUCUAUAUCGAUACUUUCAACUAUCUCAUUAUGGCAAAAGGUACAAUACUUUUGACUGGACAAGACAAUAUGCAACAUAACAUAAAAACGAUCGCCGUUCCUUUAAGUGCAGAAAUGGCUCCCGUUGCAACUGCAGUCGUAUAUCACGUUGGGCAAUAUGGCAAUGUAGUAGCAGACUCUUUAACCUUCUCUGUAAAUGGCAUUUCACGUAAUAAUUUCACUGUAUUCAUCAACAAUAAAAAAUCUAGAACGGGUGAGAAUGUCGAAGUAGCCAUUUACGGAGAACCAGGAGCGUACGUCGCUCUUUCAGGUAUAGAUAGAUCUUUCUUCACGAUGCAAGCAGGAAAUGAAUUAACUUACGCCAAUGUUAUAUCAAAAAUGGCACAUUUCGACGAAGAGACGAAUGGAACUCAUGCCCACACUUGGUUGUACCAUGAAGGUGAUCCGGAUGAAGUUGUUUACUUCCCAUCUUCAACUUUUGGCAUAGACGUCAAUAGAACGUUCGAAUACGUUGGAUUAGUAGCCUUCACAGACGCCAUUAUUUACCGAAGACCUGAUAACUGUAACAUAACUCAAGGAUAUGGAGAAUGCCUCUCUGGAAGAUGUUAUAGACUAGACAAAAAAUGCGAUGGAGUAUAUGAUUGCGAUGAUGGCACCGAUGAAGUAGGCUGCGAGCGCAGAAAUAUCACAGACAUUGUACAGUUUAGAAAGUGGCGGUUUAACAGAUUACAGAGACAAUACGAAAACGUAUGGUUAUGGAAAGAUAUCAAUAUUGGUCCUCAUGGUAGAUACAUUUUCAAUAUAGACGUUCCAAGGAGACCAGUUCUGUGGAUGGUUACAGCGUUCGGUAUGUCUCCAAGUAUGGGCUUUGGUAUGCUGCCAAAAGCCAUUGCAUAUAUGGGUAUCUUGCCAUUCUAUAUUAAUGUGGAAAUGCCUACUCAUAGUAAACAAGGAGAACAAAUUGGUAUCCGCGUCUCCGUUUUCAAUUACCUACGCAAUAAUAUAGAAGCUGUAGUAGUUUUAACUGGUUCCAAGGAUUAUAAAUUCGUUCACGUUGAAGAUAAUGGUAUUGUACAAUCGUACAAGCCUCGUACAUCUUUUGGUGAACACCAGUUCUUUAUUUGGAUCCCUGCUCAAGAUGCUUCUAUUGUUUAUCUACCUAUUGUACCAAUAAGGCUUGGAGAUAUCAAAGUACACAUCUAUGCCACUACCGUAAUCGGAAGGGAUUCGGUUACGCGUACCUUGCACGUAGAAGCUGAUGGCCUUCCUCAGCACAGACAUCAAUCUAUCCUGCUCGAUCUUAGUAACCGUGCAUAUGUGUUCCAAUACAUGCACGUUAACAUUACAGAAACACCUAUUAUACCCUACGACGAAAAUCGUUACUACGUAUUCGGAUCAAACAAGGCUGUGAUAAGUUUGGUCGGAGAUGUCGUUGGACCAAUUUUUCCGACGAUGCCUGUUAACGCCACAAGUCUCAUGGAUCUCCCUAUGGAUUGUGCGGAACAAAAUAUGUUCAGUUUCGCUGCUAAUUUAUACACGACAAUGUAUAUGCGUUUACUUAAUCAACGUAAUAGAACGCAAGAGAAACAGAGUUUCUAUUACAUGAAUAUUGGCUAUCAGAGACAACUUUCGUUUAUGAAUCCCGAUGGAUCGUUCAGCUUAUUCCGUAGCGAUUGGAACCAAUCGUCACCAAGUGUUUGGUUAACAGCAUAUUGUGCUCGUGUUUUACAAGAAGCACGCUUCUAUGAGUGGGAAAAUUAUCUUUACAUUGACCCUGAAGUAAUAGCACAGGCUGUGUCUUGGUUAUUGAAAUAUCAAACACCUGAAGGAUCGUUCUAUGAAGUUACAUGGAUGCCUGAUCGCAAGAUGAACAGCUCUCUAAAUUACGACGAUGACAUAAUAACACAUAGAAAUAUCAGUCUUACAGCUCACGUUCUAAUCACAUUACAAAGUGUGAAAGAUUUGCCUGAGGGUCUAGGAACUCAAGUUGCUGUAAGUGCUGCUGGUGCAAUCAAGUGGUUGGAGAGAAAUUUGAAAUUGUUAGAAGUACGAGGGAAGCCUUACGAGAUAGCGAUAGUAUCGUAUGCUCUGUUAUUGGCAAAAGCUUCUACUGCAGGACAAGCUUUUAACAUUUUAUCUAGACACGCCCGUAGAGAAGGAGGAUUAACAUAUUGGGGCAGAGAAUCAGUACCUCUUCCUCCUUACAAACUGGAAAAUCAGAAACCAUUCCUCCUUCCACGUUUACCAUACAUGUACGACUCAGAAAAUAUCGAAACCACUGCGUAUGCUCUUUUGGUGCACGUUGCUCGACAAGAGAUAAUGUUAGAGCCCAUAGUAAAAUGGUUGAACUCUCAAAGAUUAACCGACGGUGGUUGGGCCUCGACACAAGAUACUGCGUGGGCGAUGAAAGCGUUAAUGGAUUAUACGGUGAGAUCGAGAAUUCGAGAUGUUAGUUCAUUGGCUGUUACUAUAGAAGCCACAGCUCUUCCAGGACAGACUAAAACACUAUUUGUCAAUGACAAUAAUCUUGCAAGGCUUCAGACUAUAGAGAUACCUGAAGCAUGGGGAACAGUAAAAGUACAAGCAAAGGGUGCUGGAUAUGCAAUUCUACAAAUGUCAGUACAAUACAAUGUGGAUAUUGCAAAAUUCCAAACACAGCCGCCUAUUAAAUCUUUCGAUCUAGUAACGAGAGCAAAUUUCCAUGGCAGAAAUCAGUCUCACAUAUCAUAUCUCAGUUGUCAGAGGUGGAUUAAUACGAACGAAUCUUCUCGUUCUGGAAUGGCAGUGUUGGAUGUAGCUAUUCCAACAGGUUAUAUAAUCCAACAACAAACUUUGGAUAGGUAUAUCAAAUCGAAACAAGUAAGGAAUCUUCAGAGAGCACGAUUCCAUGAAAAGAAAGUGCUCUUUUAUUUCGAUUAUUUGGACCAAGAAGAAACGUGUGUAAAUUUCACGAUAGAAAGAUGGUUCCCGGUUGCAAAUAUGUCACGGUAUCUUCCUAUCAGAAUUUACGACUAUUAUGCUCCAGAGCGUUUCAACGAAACUAUAUUUGAUGCUCUACCGACUUAUACACUAAAUAUUUGCGAAGUUUGCGGUAGUUCCCAGUGUCCUUACUGUCCGAUUUAUAAUACCGCCACGAUGUUGGCCACACCAACAGGUUUUCUGCUUGCAAUUUCUGUUCUCGUUGUUGUGACAAGAUAUUUUCGAACACAGGAGUUUAGUGUGGGUUAAUUCCCAUAUAUAACAUAUGAUGAUUUAACAGAAAAACGGAAAGAGAAAGGUGAAUAUUCUCGAUUUUAUAUUUUACGUUAUAUUGUCAUCUUUUCUCGACUUCUUAUAUCCGUCCUUAAGUCUGGUGCACAACUGGAACAGUACCUGAAAAUACAGGUACACGUGAGUAAAAAUAAUUAAUUUAUAAGAUGAAGUUCCAGUUAUCCUUAUUUGUAAUUAUACUUUCUCUUUUUUUUUUACUGCAACAUUACAUCGAGUUACUUACGAAAAAGAAACCGUCCAUUUGUGAUUUGUUAACAUAUGUCGGAAAUUUAUAUUUAGCGUGGAAGUAUAGAAAUUUUAAUAAAACACAUAUUUUUAUACAUUUUUUAACUUUAUAAUAUUUGAUAUGUUAUAUAAUUUAAAACAUAUCAUGUGUUUUUAUUCACGUUGUUAAUCGAUUAAUGUCAAUUUAUUCGAAUGUUUUCAACAUUCCAUGUACAGGGUGCAUCAUGUAAAAAUAGAACACCUGAAUAUUUUCUAGAUCUUGAAAGAAACGUCAAUCAACAGACCUUUUAGUUUCAUCAUAUUUCUCUCCUUGAACAGUAUGUCUUUCCUUUCUGACAUUUCUUCCUAUCUUCAACAUUAACAGAGAUAUUUAGGUGUUUUGUUUUACGCGACUCAUUCUGUAUAGUUUAACAAUUUUAAACCGUAGUUAGAGCAAUGUGUUCUAGGAGGCAAAGAAUUUUUAAGUACAAAUGAAACUUACAAUUAGUCGAGAUCGAAUUUUUGUAAGUAUGAUACACCAAAAAAACAUCUUUAUACGUCUUCUAGUAAUAAUUUCUACUUAAAUGAAUAUUACAAAUUCAUGAUUUCUUCUUAUUGUAAUCAAUUUAAAAAAUUCAAAUUUUUUAAUUUAUCUCUUUACAAUUUUAUGCUUGAAUCUCUCUCUCUCUCUCUCUCUCUCUCUCUUCUGACUAGAUCUAUUUAAAAAGUACGCUACAACAUUUCUGUUCCACUUACAUGUGAAGCUUCAAUUGUGCUAGAAUUAAGUUAUUACUAGAGAAAUCAUAAGUGUCACUAUUUCUAUAAAGAGUUUUUAUUUAAAUUCUACAAUUAUAAUUUGAAAAAUCGUGCUCAUAAAUUGUGCCUUCGCAAUGCCCCCUGAACACUAUCAAUUUAUAAAUCAAAGAUUUACAUUCCGGUUAAGAAAAGUUGCUAUUGGUUGGCAAUUUGUAAAUAGUAGACUAGAGAAAAAGAUCUGUGAAUACGGAUGUCAUUCUAAUACAUGCUCGUGUACUUUUUCAAGUGAAAGAAGAAAUGUGGAAGUAUGUAAGGCAUUCGUUCAAAUAAGGUAUUUUGCCUCUGCAAAGAAACUUUAUAUUCUUUUGUAUAGUUAAUUGUCUGUUCGAACAUCAAAGAUCUAUUUUUAGUAAUAUAGCACUUACAAUAAGGUAAUGCAAUAACUUGUAAGUAUUUUAAAAGGAAAUGUUAUAUCGUUGAUACUUUGAAAAUGUGCGACGUAAUUACUUAGUUAAUAAUUUAUUCAUAUACGAAGCAAUAAUCUAAUACUCGUAUUUGCUUUUUUUUCAUGUAAUUAAGUAAAAUAAUCGCUUCACUAAAAUAAAAAAAACAGAUGAAGUUACUGAACGAUAAAACGUCUUAAAAAGUAUUGUCGCAAAUUUUCAAAUAAUAUAAUAACGCAUAUAACGUUAUUAAUACCGUAUAUAAAAAGUCUGCUUUAUAAUAAAACACAAUAAAAUAUUAAUUAACUCGUUUUUAACAUACGAGCGCAUACAGCUAUCGAAUGUAUUUUAUCACCAAGUUCUCAUAUUAAAUGAAGUUACAAUUUUUUAUUUAAGGAUAACAUAUUAUAAUACAUAUUAAAUUAUUUGUAAAUCAAUUUUUUAUAAAACUGGUUGCUCGUUCGCGUUAUCCGUCCGAAAAUAUAUUUAUAUGAUAGCGAAAUGAAAAUAGCACUUAACAUGCGUUGAACGUAUUUUUAAGUUUUAUAAUCUUUAUACAAAUAAAAUAGUAAAAAUAUAUUUCA
Molecule: messenger RNA, 7151 nt
Organism: Bombus pascuorum
Lineage: Eukaryota; Metazoa; Arthropoda; Insecta; Hymenoptera; Apidae
Gene: Mcr
Product: CD109 antigen
Exons: 6
Coding region: 242-5122 (1626 amino acids)
Cellular component (GO): extracellular region
Molecular function (GO): protein binding; endopeptidase inhibitor activity
Source: RefSeq, a predicted model, not a curated record